AUGACUUCAACAAAGCAAAUCAGCAGCAGGUGCCCUCGUUUUACUACGAAUACUCCUCCCAAUCAAGACGAGCGAGCUGUGGAUCUCGGACAUGCCACAAAUGAGGAAUCGCUCUCACAACAGAGAGCUACAUUAUCGAAACCGGCGAUACGAAAAGCAGAGUCUCCCGAGGCAUUUCCGAACAACUUUCCUCCGAUGGAACCUUCCCACUGCGCCAAGCUCUAUGUGCCAUCGAAGGAAUUUGAUAGCUCCAUCCUAACUCAUUUUUCGGAUGUUUCGGUACACGGACGCAGUAUCAACGUUGUUCCCGAAGAUUUCCCCUCUUUAAGCCGAGUGAAGAGCCCCGAUUCCAAUAUCGAGUUUGUUAACAAUGGAAGGCCUACAAGUCUUUCAACUAAAGCGCAAAGCAAAGAAAUGCAGUCCAGGACAGAUAGUACUAUUAGAAGUUCUUCCAACAAAAACAUUUCUCUAAAGUUGGCUCCGGAAAAGCGCUACGCUCUACAGGAAGCAGGACGCUCACUCGAUGCGUUCGGGGAUCGCUCUCGCGAUAACAGUGGGACAUCGUCUGCAACCUUCAUUCGCACUAACAGACGGAUCGCAAGAAAUGAAUCUAACAUUUCCCCCCCGCAUAGAAGUUUGGACGGUGGGGAAUUCGAAAUUGAAGUCUACCACAGACCUGCUAUGAAGCGACUAGAAGAGCACAACGAAGACGUCGCCAAUUUCCAGCGCUGCUCUGACAGAAUCGUGCAAGAUUCUCAUAGCCAAACCAAUGCUAUGAAAUUACUCAUACCAGCAUGUCCAAAGACAUGGCAAUCUGCCAGCUCUCCAUCGGAUAGGCUAUUGCGGCAUGAUGACGCUGCCAGCCUAGGAGGUCACGAUUGCUUCGCCGUUUUGGGCCAAGGACGUGAAAUAAUGGAUCGUGCCUUGGAAUUGAGCCUUAACGAUUCAGUAGGAUUAAGUGGCCACACCGAAGACGAUCCCUCCCAGUUUAAUGAAGGGGAACCAAUGGAUCGUCUUUCCGAAAUAGAUCAAGACAAACGCCGUUUCGGUCUGAAUAGAGACCGUAGCCAACAGGAUGCUUCCUCGAGAACAUCGCACACAGCUGGAACGAUGGCUAGUCGUAGCCAUGUUUCUGUUCACCAGAUGGAUGCAGACAGCGAUACAGAAGAUCAAGACGAUUUGUCUCCGCGAAGUGGGCGAGUGUCGAGAGGACGGUGGCUGCCACAGCACACUCGUUGGGAAGAGCGGAAAGAUGAAGAACCAGAAACGUCCGACCACAUUCCUCAGAUUGCAACGAGAGACAUCGACUGGAGGCCGCGCAGUAUCGAUUCUCCAAGCUUCAUUUCAUCAUCUUAUCAUAGCCGUGCAAAGGGUAGCUCAAAUGGCAAAUGCCCCUUAGAGCAAACUCAUGCUCAGAGAACGAACAACCAUAGCCGAAACACAAACAGCAGCCGUACAGACGGACGGCCGAGUCGUUACAUAGAGUUUCAAAAAGAGAUUGGAUGGUCAUCCCAUUCUCGCUCUUCAUCGCGGCAUUCCAAAAAAGAUGACGCUCCACGAAAGCCUCGGCAUGCGACGAGUAGAUCUCCCACAAAGGAUAUCGAAUGGGCUCCACGUAACGUCGAUAUUCCUCCUUCCGAAAGCCGCAGUAGCCGUCGGACUCGCUGCUUCUCUCCGAUUGAUAGACGCGAAAUUAACUGGUUGCCUAAAGGUAUAUCCCUCGUGACCCCUAUCUCAGAUAGAGAAAAAAAAUUGAGAAUGAGUUGUGGCGGCGACUUUUCGCCAAUCAAGCCCGCUCGUCACUGGCAGCAGAUCACGAAAGAGCAGGCAACGCUCGAGUCCAGCAAUUAG
Molecule: messenger RNA, 1851 nt
Organism: Phaeodactylum tricornutum CCAP 1055/1
Lineage: Eukaryota; Bacillariophyta; Bacillariophyceae; Surirellales; Neidiaceae
Exons: 2
Coding region: 1-1851 (616 amino acids)
Source: RefSeq, a predicted model, not a curated record